Messenger RNA from Psilocybe cubensis, 564 nucleotides. RefSeq lists its product as uncharacterized. Bases 1 to 564 code for a protein of 187 amino acids. Lineage: Eukaryota; Fungi; Basidiomycota; Agaricomycetes; Agaricales; Agrocybaceae. The record is from RefSeq and is a predicted model, not a curated record. The transcript is spliced from 4 exons.
AUGCAUGCGUUGCAAUUCAUUGUCUCAUUUCUGGCAUUAGGAACACUCUCUGGUUAUGCAAUCCCUUCACCAGAACCAAAAAGCUCGAGACAAGUUCCGAGCAUUGUGGGAACGCUGAACACGCUUCAAAAGCAGACGUCGUUCAUCCUCCCAGAGAUCAAAUCCAUCGUUGCAAGCGGAGUAGCCACCAAGAGUUCGAUAUCACCACUAAUUGCUAGUGUCGUGAGCAAUGCCAACACAGCGCACACUUCGUUGGCACUUGUCACCUCACCCGCGCCUACGGAUACCGAUGCGGAAGCAGCAGCGGCUAUCGUUGCAAUUAUCGGGCAAAUCAGCAGCACUCUGCAAGGCGCUCUGGUCAUCCCGGGACUUGACGACCUGAUUGAUGAGCUUGGACUCGAUCCAGCUCUAAGCCAAAUUAUCUCGGGCGUGGAUGGAGUUCUCCUUGGAGUGACCGAUGGAAUUGCACAGCUUUUCCGUGAUGCUGGGUUCCCUGAUGUCGCAAACUUCCUGGAUGACCUUUCUUUGGACCUCACUUUGCUGGCUCUGGGGAUAGUGGUGUAA